This is a messenger RNA of Ruditapes philippinarum (Manila clam), 2126 nucleotides long. RefSeq lists its product as uncharacterized. Lineage: Eukaryota; Metazoa; Mollusca; Bivalvia; Venerida; Veneridae. The transcript is spliced from 20 exons. Bases 75 to 2126 code for a protein of 683 amino acids. The record is from RefSeq and is a predicted model, not a curated record.
UGGCAUAUAAGAAUUAUUUUGCCUAAAAACACACACACGCAAUUUUAAUAUAUUGUGACAAUUGUUCGAGGAAAAUGUUUCGGAAUUUGUUUAAAUAUAUUCUUUGUUUUGUAAUUUUGAUAUAUGCAGUGUAUCUACAUGAUUGCAAAGACGGAUGGAAAUCCUUUGCAGACUCCUGCUAUCACUUGUCCCUUGACAAGAGAGAUUGGUCUUCCUCAAAGAUGUACUGCGAAUCUGAAGGGUCUGUUUUAGUUCAAGCUGACACUACAGAGGAAAUAGAUUUCCUAAUGACAAUGUUAUCGGAUCAAUUAAUGUUGGGGUCGUUCGAUAACGCCAACAUUUGGAUUGGUACAUGGAACAAUACGACAAUUGGCAACUUCACGUGGGUUGACGGUUCAACAGUGAAAGAAAGGAGACAUGCCAGUGAAAACAUAGACGGAUGCCCUUCGUUGAUAAACGGCAAUGAGAAAGACCAAUGGUUGGCAGAAACAGCUGAGUGUAGUCGACAAUUCUUUCACAUUUGUGAGACAAAUAAAACUGUUAGUCGUUCCGGUUUAGUAAAACCAUUAACCAAAAAUGAUAGCUCAACACAAUCGCACUGCAACGAGGGCUGGUUCGCAUUCAAGGAUUCAAGGUAUUUACUGUCACGGGUACCAAGGACCUGGUAUUCGUCAAAGAUACAUUGCGAAACCAUUGGAACACGUCUGGUGACAAUAGGAACGUAUCGGGAAAAAAUUUCAAAGGAAUACGAAAAUAUGCCUUUGUUUUUUCAAGACGUUUGUGAGAAGAAUUUUUGGAUAGGAUCACCGAAUGUUUAUAAUCCGGAAACCCGAUCAGUAAUGUCAUCAAGUGCAUUUGAUCCUGAUAUCCCGGCUAACGAGUCCCAGUGUAUCAUCUUGAACAAAGGAUGGGCAAUCACUGAUUGCAAAGAUAAAUAUCCAUCGAUCUGUGAAAAAAAUGAAACCCAAAAGUAUCUUGGGGGCGAGGAACUUCUCAACUUUUCACUACCUAUAGAUCAAGUGUCGAGAAAUUGCGAGUAUCUACAAAAGGAUAAGAAAAAGGAGUAUGUGAAAUCAAAUGUGUCAUUUGAAGACCUAUACGAUAAGGUGUUUAACUCGUCAGAUUAUGACCCAGUGAAUGUUUUAAAGCAACUAAAGAAUGCAACAUAUGCAUAUAAAGCAAACAAUGAAACGUUACCAUCCGACAGACUAACUAAUGUCGUGAAAAUGAUGUCAAAACUUGCUGAAAGUAUGGAUUUAAACAACUCAAAGGCAUUAACAGAAGACAGUCUGAAGCCAUAUCUGGAGAUCAUGAAUAAUCUCUUAGGGGAUCAUACAUUUUACAGUUGGAUUGAUAUAAUAAACCAGACAGGCAAAGGCGCAAAUAAAGUAAUCGAUGGCUUUAAAAGUAUCAUGAAUGCAGAAGAUGAAUCUGCAAAAAAUGCAUUUGCGAGGGAAUGUGAGUAUCGACCAACGGAUAAACAAAAGGAACGUUUGAAAACAAAUGUGUCAAUUGAUGCUUUGUAUGACCAGUUCAUUAACUCGUCAGAUUAUGAUAAAGUGUACGUUUUAAAUCAACUAAAGAACGCAACAACUGUUUUUAAAGAAAAUAAUGAAACGGUACCAUCUGAAAGAAUAAUAAUGAUCUUGAAAAUGAUUACAAAACUUGCAGGAGGCGUGGAUUUAAAUGACCCAAAGUCCUUGACAGAUGAAAGUCUAAAGCCAUAUCUGGAGAUCGUGAGUAAUCUCCUAGGGGAUCAUACAAAAGAAAGUUGGAUUGUUAUAAUAAACCAGACAGGCAGUGGGGCAAAUGAAUUACUCGAUGGCGUUGAAAAAUUCAUGACAAACAUAAAUGAAACAGACAUAGUUGAAUCAGUAAAUAACACAUACGUCGUGAAAGCAUCAUUACGCGAUUGCGAAAAUGGUAUUCAUUUUCCGAACCAUACUGACAUGGCAUUGCCAGCUUGGCUAGCAAAGACCAAAAACAAGAUUUUUCUAAACUGUGACAAAGAUUCAAAUUCAUACGUCGGAAUCAUUUUCAACAGCAUCGAAUCCACCUUUCCUUCAACAUACGGACCAGAAAUGCUAGUAUCAUUACAUACAAUUUAUCUUCAAAUGUUUUUUUAA